Rubroshorea leprosula is the source of this 405-nucleotide messenger RNA. The record is from the annotation of a GenBank genome assembly. Lineage: Eukaryota; Viridiplantae; Streptophyta; Magnoliopsida; Malvales; Dipterocarpaceae.
AAAGGUACUGUGUACGUAUUAAAGAUUGCCAAAAGGUCAUUAGCUUUCAAGUUCAUUGCCCAGAGAUCUCGGAGAUGGCUGAGAGCAGGAAGUCAAACUCAGUUGUGAGUUCAUUUCCAAUAUUGCUGAUGGAAGCGUGGCAGAAAUGGGAUGUGAGGGGAAUGGUUCUUUUUAGUCUUACCUUACAAAUUGUCCUCUCUGUCUUAGGUAGGCGUAGGAAAUACAAAAUUAAUCCUUUCCUCAAAACCAUUCUAUGGUUUGCCUACUUAGGUGCUGACUGAAUUGCCAUUGCUACUUUGGGCAAGCUUUCCGGUUCCUAUACAGAAUCUCCCGCCACCAAUGUCUUAAGAGCAUACUGGGCUCCUUUACUCUUGCUACAUCUUGGUGGCCCUGACACCAUCACAG